Messenger RNA from Zalophus californianus (California sea lion), 6917 nucleotides. RefSeq names its product zinc finger protein 169 (gene ZNF169). Gene Ontology annotation, biological process: negative regulation of transcription by RNA polymerase II. Gene Ontology annotation, molecular function: DNA-binding transcription repressor activity, RNA polymerase II-specific; RNA polymerase II cis-regulatory region sequence-specific DNA binding. The coding region runs from base 2805 to 4550 and encodes 581 amino acids. The transcript has 6 exons. NCBI's taxonomy places the organism in Eukaryota, Metazoa, Chordata, Mammalia, Carnivora, Otariidae. The record is from RefSeq and is a predicted model, not a curated record.
CCGCGCCCGCCGGAGUGGCUGGUCGCUGGUGACAGUCCUUGCGCUUUUGCUCUGCCCUACAACUUGACUCUUCUCUAGGAAGAGCACGCAGCUGACCAGGAAUAUGGCCCCAGGGCUCCUGACAACCAGGGAUGAGAAAUAGAAGAGACUAUCCUAAAAUUCAUUCGGAAUAUCACAGGAUCUUGAGUCUUACAAAACAACAAGUUUGGAGGAAUCACACUGCUUGAUUUCAAUACUUAGUACCAAGCUACAAACAGUGGCAAAAUAGGUUCUCACUGACAUAAGGAUAAAUAUAUAGAUCAAUGGAAUAGAACUGAGAGCCUGAGAAGAAAGCCUCACAUAUAUGGUCAGUUGAUUUUUGACAGGGGUGCCAAGACCAUUCAACUGGAAAAGGAUAGUCCAUACAAUGGUGCUUGGACAACUGGACACCCACACUAAAAGAACGUGUGAAAUAAAUUAAAAAUUAGGAAGUCUGAAGAAAUAAGAGAUACAGUGAAUAAGUAUAUGGAAAUUUCAGAACUGAAAAAUACAUACCUGAAAGAUAAAACUCAGUAGGUGGGCUUGCUAGCAGAUUAGAGGUAACAGAAAAAUCAGUGAACUAGAAAAUAGAACAAUAGAAAUUAGCCAAUCUGCACAACAGGGAGAAAAUAUACUGGGAAAAAAUAAUGAACAGAGCCUCAAAAACUGUGGGAAUAUAACAAAAUAUCUAACAUUUGUGUCACUGUAGUUCUGGAAAAAGAAGUGAAGGUAGGCAGAGGCUGAAAAAAUAUUAGAAGAAUUAAUGGCUGAAAACUUCCCAAAUUUGGCAACAGAUGUAAACCUACAGAUUCAAAAAGCUUGAACAUCGGCCAAACAUGACAAACCCAAAAUGAAGGAAACAUCUUGAAAGCAGCCAAAGAAAAUGCAUUUCUUAUAAGGAAAAAGCUAUUGGAAUGGUAGUAGAUGUCUCAUCAAAAACCACAGAAGUUAGAUGGAAGUGGUGUGAUGUUCUUUAGGUGCUGGAAGAAAGGAACUGUCAAUCCCAAGUCCUGUACCAAAUGAAAAUAUCUUUCAGGAAUGAAGGGAAAAUCUGGACAUUCUCAGAUGGAGGAAAACAAUUUGUCUCCAGGAGCGUGGAUAGAGGCAAUUUUAUAAGCAAGGAAACAAUAAAAGAGGGAACCUUGGAGCAUUUGUGUGCAGUAAAGAGUUAACAUAACAGGCUUGAGACUGCUAUUCUUAGGAAAUCCUGCUUGGGCUGACAUUGGGAUCUUGCAUUUCUGGAGGGUUAGCACCAUUCUCAGAACUGAUAAGAAUGGUUCACUGUGCCUAAAAGUAUGCAAACCGUAGGGUUUGUGCUGAAAGUGCCUGUGUGACCAGUCCCCACUAAAAAAGUUUGGCACUGAGCCUCUAAUGAGCUUCCUUGUUAGACAACAUUUAACACACGUUAUCACAAGUUCUUGGUGGAGGAGUUAAGUGGGUCAUGUGUUACUCUCGUGGGAGAGGAUUCUUGGAAGCUUGUACCUGGUUUCCUUUGGACUUUGUCUCUUGUACCAUUUCUCUUUUGCUUUGUAUCCCUUUGUACCCAUGUGUACAACUAUAUGAUGAGUCUUACAAGUCCUAGUGAAUAUCAAACCUGGGGGUGGUCUUGGGGACCCCUGACACAAUCAAGAAGAAAGAAAACAUAGGAAAAAUAGGGGUAAAUAUAGGAGGCACUCCUCUUACACAUGAAUUUUCCAAACUAAUUUUGAUGGUUGAAACAAAAAUUAUUACACAGUCUGAUGUGAUUCUAAAUAUGGAGAAAGGAACUACUUAAAAUUACCAGAAGGGCAAGAAGAUGUAAUGGGAGGUGAAGUUUCUAUACUUCAUUAAGCUGGAAAAUGAAGAUACCAGUAGACUGAUUAGUUAUAAUGUAGCUCCUAGAGUAACCACUAAAAAUGCUGUACACACCCAGAAAAACCCAAAAUGUGGAGGUGUGGGAAAACCAGAGAUAAAGGAAUAAACUGGACCACCCUGCCCUAGGACCUCGCUGCCCUAGGCGUGGGGGGUGGGUGUCUUUUUUAUGAUAAUCACCUAUGACCAACAAAGAAUAACCAGACCCUAAAAAAAAAGUAAGCUAUUGAAGGUGUUAUCACUAGUCCUUGCUCAAUGGUGGUAUCAGUAGAAAUGUUCAAAGGAUUUAAGUUCCCUGGUUAGCUUUCCAUAAAAGAUUAAGCCUAAAGGCCCUUGUUGGGAACCCUGUCAGGACCCCUCUCACUCUUGAGAGCUUUUUCUAUAUCUUCAUUUAAUAAACUUCUAUCGCUUUACACACACACACACACACACACACACACACACACACACACACACACAAAUGCUAUACAAAGAAAUACACAGAAAGCACUGGAUAAAUCAAAAUAGAAUUCUAAAAAAAAAGUCCAAGUAACCCAAAAGAAGUCAGUAAAAGAAAACGAAGCAAGAAGAAAAUGAUCUAAAGACACCAACCAAAAGAGACAGACUGGCAUAGUAGACUAAGAAAAAAAAGAAAAAAAAAAAAACCCUAUAUUCUGUCUAAAUGAAACUUAAGAUAUUAUCACAUAGGCAAGUUAAAAGGAUAAAAAGAAACAUGCAAACAUUAAUCAAAGGAAAGGUGGAGUGGCUUUAUUAAAUCAAGUAAGGUAGAUUUGAGAGCAAGGAAAGUUACCAGACACAGAAUGAUAAAAGGGUCAAUUCCAGGAAGACAGUGAUCCUUCAUAUAUAUGCAUCACAUAACAGUUUCACCAAUGUGAAGAGAAAACUCAAAGAAGAAAUAGACAAAUCAACUGGGAGACUUCAACACCCAUCUCACAAUGAUGGAAAUACUAGACCCCAAAUCAGCAUUAAUGGCCUUCAGGGAUGUGGCUGUGGCCUUCACUCAGAAGGAGUGGAAGUUACUGAGUCCUGCUCAGAGGACCCUGUAUCGGGAUGUAAUGCUGGAGAACUACAGCCACUUGGUGUCACUGGGAAUUGCCUUUUCCAAACCCAAACUCAUCACACAGCUGGAGCAAGGGGAUGAGCCCUGGAGAGAGGAGAGUGAAUGUCUUCCGGACCUUUGUCCAGCAGAGCCAGGGACAGAAUUCCGGCCAUGUGGCCAUUCCUGCCCAGUGACCUUUUCCAGUACCCAGUUCUUCGGACAGUAUGUGCUGUGUGGUCACCUUCCUCAGAUCUUCCCAAGCUCAUACGCAGGAAGCCCCAUCCCAGUGGAAGCUCCAAACUGCUCAAGUGAACAAGCAGACGGAGACACAGAGGGGAGACUCCAGCUGAGUGGGGUUUCCAGGGUGCUCUUCAGACCCUCUCAGGGCCGGCCAGUAGACUGGGUGGAAGGCAACAGAGCUGGGCAUCCUGAGGAGGCAGGCCUCACAGCAUCUGAGGCAGCCAUGUAUGGAAAAUACAGACUGGGACUUGGUACCAAAUCUAGCUUCUUGAGCCUCCAGAAGCAUCAUGUAUGCCCUGAAUGUGGCAGAAGCUUCUGUCAGAAGUCAGACCUCACCAAGCACCAGAGGACACACUCAGGGGAGAAGCCUUACAGCUGUAGGGAGUGUGGGCGAGGCUUUGGCCGCAAGUCCUCCCUCACCAUCCACCAGAGGAAACACUCGGGGGAGAAGCCUUAUGUGUGCCGGGAGUGUGGGCGCCACUUUAGGUACACGUCCUCACUUACCAACCACAAGAGGAUACACUCUGGGGAGAGGCCCUUUGAAUGUCAGGAAUGUGGGCGAGGUUUUCGCCAAAAGAUUGCCCUCAUCCUGCAUCAGAGGACACACUUGGAGGAGAAGCCCUUUGUGUGUCCUGAAUGUGGGAGAGGCUUCUGCCAGAAGGCAUCGCUCCUCCAACAUCGCAGCUCACAUUCGGGUGAAAGGCCCUUCUUGUGCCUCGAGUGUGGGCGUGGCUUCAGGCAGCAGGCACUACUCCUCAGUCAUCAAGUCACGCACUCAGGGGAAAAGCCUUAUGUCUGUGCUGAGUGUGGGCAUGGCUUUCGCCAGAAGGUCACCCUUGUCAGACACCAGAGGACGCACACAGGAGAGAAGCCUUACCUGUGCCCAGAGUGUGGGCGUGGCUUUAGCCAGAAGGUCUCCCUCAUGGGACACCAGAGGACACACACAGGGGAGAAGCCUUACCUGUGCCCGGAGUGUGGGCGUGGCUUUGGUCAAAAGGUCACCCUCAUCAGACACCAGAGGACGCACACAGGGGAGAAGCCUUAUCUGUGCCCGGAGUGUGGACGCACCUUUGGCUUCAAGUCACUCCUCACCAGACACCAGAGGACACACUUAGAGGAGGCGGCUGAUGUGUAUGGAGUAUGUGAGCAAGGACUUGGCCAGAAGUCUCACUUCACCUCUGACCAGAGGUCACACUUGGUGGGGAAGCCAUGUGUGUGCAGUGAAUGUGGGCGAGGCUUCGGCUUCAGGUCAGCCCUUAUCAGACACCAGCGCACCCACUCAGGAGAGAAGCCGUAUGUGUGCAGGGAAUGCGGCCGAGCCUUUAGCCAGAAGUCUCACCUUCACAGACACAGGAGGACCAAGUCUGGCCAUCGCCUCCCACCUCAAGAGCUGCUCUCCUGACCUUUCCUUUCCUCUUGAGGCAGAAAGCACUAGGAGAUGUUCUACUUUCCUCAAACGCAGUGGAGGAAAAAAUGUGUUCUUUCAGUGAUUGGAAGAUAGUUGAUUUAUGGUUUAUUUUAUGUGCUAGCAAUGUGUUUUAAUUUGCUAGGGCUGCCAUAACAAAACACCACAAACUUGAUGGCCAAAGAACAAUUUUCUCACAGUUCUUGGGACCAGAAAUCCAAGAUCAGUGUGUGCACUUUGGUUUCUACUGAAGCCUUUCUCCUCCAUUGGCAGAUGCCUACAUCCUUACUGUGUCCUCACAUGGCCUUUGUGCACAUCUUCUAAGGACAACAGCCUUACUGGGUCAGGGCCCCACUCUUGUCACCGAACAAGGUCACACUGUGGGUUCUGGCUUCAACAUAGGAAUUUGGAACAACAUAGGAAUUUGGAACACAUAUGGCUGUGACCAUAACAGCCUCCUGGACCCCCAAAAUUCAUGUUCUCACAUCCACAGCAUGUUCUUAACAGCUCCCAAAGUGUUGACCCAUUCCAGCAUUGACUGUCCAAAAUCUCAAGUAAAUCAAAAUAUGGGUGAGGCUAGGGGUAUGUUUCACCCUGAGGCAAAGUUCCUCUCCAUCUGUGAACCAGACAAGUUACCACAGAUGUAGAAUUUGCGUUCCCUUUCCACAAGGGGAAACAAGAAAAGAUUGAUGGGUCCCAAACAUAUCUGUGACCUAGCAAGCAAAUUCUAUUAGGUUUUAAAGGCUUGAGAAUGUCUGGUAGGAUGCUUUGCCCUCUGGUCCUGCUGGGGUGGCAGCAGCAGGCUGACAGCAGUAUGCAACCCCUUGAGACCAUGGAGGCAUUACCCUCCAGGCCCACCACGGGAAUGUCAGACCAACUGAUCUGUUUCACUGUCAGGGUCACUGUUUCCUCCUCUUGGUGAGUAGCAUCACAGAAGUCUGACAGCCGGCCUUUGCUGUGUCCCGUCUGUACCAUCCUUAGUACAGCCUUGUAGUUACCACUGAGCAUCAACUGGUUCCAAACUAAUCUCUUUAUCAAAUGACUGUCCAACACCACCACUGGUAUUCUCUCCAGAACAGGCUUUCUCAUUUUCACAAUAUGGAUAGGCUAAGAAUUCUCUAAAUCUUCAAGUUCUGGCUCCUUUUUGCUAAACAGUUCCUUCAAUUUAUCUCCCUCAUCACAUAUUUCUAGGAGGAGCAACAAGAAACAGGUAUACCUUUCAACACCUUGCUUAGAAACCUCCUCAGCUAAGAAUUCGUCACUUCUGUCGACUAAGAUUUUGAUUCUGUCGACUAAGAUUUUGAUCCUCCACUAAACAAUGGAACACAACCCAGCCACAUUCUUUGCUGCUUUAUAAUCAGGAUUGACUUUCCUUUAGUUUCCAAUAACGUUCCACAUUUCUGAGGCCACAGCAGAAUCACUUCUAAUUCCUCUUCCUACCAUAGUCUCCUUGAGGCAACCCUGGCUUUCUCCAGCAAGCACCUCUAAACUCGUCCACCCUCUACCCACCACCCAGUUCCAAAACCACCUCCAUAGUUUUUCAUAUUUAUAGUAACACACCACUCAGUACCAAAACUGUAUUCUUUUACCAGGGCUGCCAUAACAAAAGCAGAGACUGGAAGUCCAAGAUCACCCUGACCUACUGAACUCUGCCUGCUGGCUGGCAGGUGGCACCUUCUCACAUGGCCAUUCCCCUACACACAUGCCAGACAGCAAGUAAGCGCUGGUGUCCCUUACUCUUGUAGGAUCAGGGCUCCACCCUUACAACAUAAUGUAACUUUCAAUACUUCCUUAGGUCCUGGACCAAAUACUGUCACAUUAGAAAGGGCUUCACCAUGGACUUUUUUGGGGGAAGAUUUAGUUCAUAACACUGCCCUCUGGACCCCCCAGAUUCCUACCUGGCUCUCAACUCCUGCCAUAAAGGGUCCUGAUCUCUUCUUUCUCAGGAGUGCAAAGCCAGCAGGAAGCACUGGGCAGUGCUGCGCUUUCCUGAAGUGGAAUGCAGGAAGCAUGCUGGUCCCCUCUUAGUGGCCAGGGGUGUGUGUGUUGGGGGGGUUGUUGGACACACCUGCUUUGUAAGCCCUCCUCCACACCCAGGUCUGUUUAAUAAACUGCUUCCUUACAAAGCUGAACCUGAUCAUGUACCUCAUUCCUUCAGCUGUCAAGAACCCCAUGGUCCUGAACCUCAGGAGACAUGGAGGGUCACUGUCUAUUUGUUCUGAACUGUGGCCCUGUGUGGGGGGAGGGCUUUCAUCAUCACCCUUUCUUAGGUCCUCCAACAAUGCCAGUGGGGGCAUCUUCCUGCACCCCCAGCCCUGCAUCCUGUUAGCCACACCCACGUACCAGUAAUCCAGCCGGAGGACU